Messenger RNA from Closterium sp. Yama58-4, 1461 nucleotides. Lineage: Eukaryota; Viridiplantae; Streptophyta; Zygnematophyceae; Desmidiales; Closteriaceae. The record is from the annotation of a GenBank genome assembly.
AUGGACGUCCAAAGUGCGCAGUGGCUCACAGCUCAGACUCUCUCAGAUUACCCUCCUCAGUCGCACGCGAUGCCGCCUCUACCACUCCUCUUCACUUCAACCCCUUGCGCUCUCUGCCCCUCCCCCGCCGCCGUGCAUUGCGCCGCGGACGGCGCUCACCUGUGCGUCAAGUGCGACCAGGCAGUCCACGUGGCGAACGCUCUCGUAAUGAAGCACCCGCGCGCGCUUCUCUGCUGCUCCUGCCACCAACCCACUGACGUGCAGUUUCUCGGAUUUCCCACGGCUCUCACGCUCCCCCUAGUCUUUUGCCAUGGCUGCCGCUCCUCGGGAUUCGCGGCCGCCGGUCUCCUAACCCACGCGACGGUGGGAUCCGCAGCAGCCGACGUGUCGCUGAGCCACGUGGCGAGCGCUCGUUUGCUCGACGUUUGCCACGCUGGAUUGUAUUCUGCCGGACUGGUUGACGGUGGUCGAGGAUGGAGUGUAGCGGCUCGGGAUUCUUAUGCAUAUGGUAACCAACUAGGUCCCGGGAUGCAUCGUAUCGACUCAAACUGCAGCGGGGAUAGCGGCGGCCCGGACGGCGCGUCUCCCGCGAGUGGAGUCACCACAGAGUGUUGCGAGCCGGUGGGUGUUACAAGAGGUAACAGUUACGAGCAGCUUUCGCAGCUGCAGCAGACAACUGUUCUGCAUCAGCCGGCGAUGCUUCUCGCCAGUCAGCAACAUCAGAACCGUCCGCAUCCACAGCAUCAACCGGCUAUUCAAUCCGAGCCGUUGAAACAAGAAGGUGCAACGAUCCUGCAACUCUUUCCGCAGAUCCGGGAGGUUGCGGGCCUUCGCGGAAACGGAAGGUCAGAGGCGACACGUGUAGCCGACGCGGCCCAAGAACCGUCACUUAAACGUAGACGGGCGGAAAACGGCUCUGACUGUUGCGUUACGCGCGGUGAAGUGGCUGAAGCCGCGAAUGUGAACAUACGCAGUGCUGCUACAACGGGGGGUGAUACAGACGUAGCACCUUUGCGAGUCGACAGGAAAAGGUCAUUCCCUGAAUUGCAGCAUCAGCAGCCGCCGCAGCCACGUCAGCUGCUACCCGCGCCCACGUCAGAUGGCCCUGCCCUCGGCCAAACCGCCGCGGCUCGGCUGAAACGGGUGCUUCUUUCAUGGUGCACGCGGCUCCACCUCCCUUCUAGCAGCGCGCAAGCGUUGGCCUUCCACAUGCUCCAGCGCAUCUUGCGGAAGCUCCGCCCGACUGACGUGGCAGCGGACGCGCUCCGGGUGGUGCUUGCCACGUGUCUGUGGGUGGCAAUUAAGGCGCAGGAGAGCCAAGACGCGGUGCCGCGAGCGAGUCAACUCGCAGCUGUAGCGCGAAUCACGGCGGAUUCGCUGGUGGGGAUGGAGAUUCAGGUGCUGAAAUUGCUGGACUGGCGACCACUCGAAGGCUUCCACGUGGAUGGAGGAGAGGAGUAA